UUAGAGGGAGGGAGGACGAGUAACUAGAGGGAGGGAGGGUGAGAGGUGUGGAGCAUCACCGGCCUGGACUAUCCCCAGGGCUGACACUGGGCCGCCUCUUCGGUAUGCUGACGGAGGGCGGUGGUGGCGGGGAGUGCCUGGGCCAGGACGGGCGUGAGGGCGUGUGUGUGCUGCAGCAGCAGUGCAGGCGGGGCGGCCACACCCCUACCUCCUCCUGCACCUACGGCUACGCCUCCUGCUGCAUAGCCUACCAUUCUGGGUGUGGGUCAGAGGUGAGCAGCAACAACACCUACUGGGUGUCCCCGCAGCUAGGCACCUCCAGUGUCCUCACCACGGGAGGAACCUGCACUCUUCGCAUCAAAAAGAUCUCCCGUUCCAUCUGCUUCAUUAGACUAGAUCUUAUCAAGUUUAAGCUGAUGUCCCCAGUUGAUGGCAGCUGUACAAGAGAUCAACUGGUUGUAUCAGGGCAAAACAUCAAUGCCUUUACACCCAAGCUUUGCGGUGAAAAUUCUGGACAGCACAUGUACAUUGACGUAGACACUGUCCACGGCCCGCUGGAGCUCAGUAUUACAACUGUUGGGGCAGGACUGGAGAGGCAAUGGGAAAUCAAAGCAUCUCAGAUCGAGUGCAAUAGCCCAUAUAGUCCACCAGCUAAUUGUCUACAAUACUACACAGGCACUCAAGGCUCAUUCUCCUCUUUCAACUACGCCUCUAACAGAAAUCCUGAGUACUUAAACAAUUUAAACUAUGCCAUGUGCAUCAGAAAGGAAGCUGGGUUCUGUUCUGUCGUCUACAAAAAUAUGGCUUCAACAAAUAGUAUAAUCGAUAAGCAAUUUGAGAUUGUGAACUUUAAGGUUGAUUCUAAAGGUGUAGCCACCUCAUUAGUUCCCAAAGGUGAAGCUGGGAUUGGUCCUAUCCAGUGUCCUAAUGAUUACCUGAUCAUGGCUGGCAACAGACUGUGUGGAGAACGUCUCAAUGAUGGUUCCAACCCACAACCCACCAACAAUGGUCCCAUUACAGAUAGGACUAAUGGGCCCUUCAUUGUUCAGUUCACCAGUGAUGGCUGGUUCACAGGACACGGCUUCCAACUAUUCUAUCAGCAACAUCCUUGUUAGAUUAAAUAGAUAUACUUAACUAUACUGUAUAUAUGAUACAUUAUUAAUAAGUCUCCAUUGUAUUAUUAUUCUGGUAAGACAGUCAGGUUCAUUCUUGACUCACAGUCGGGAAUUCUGGGUUCGAAUCCCGGGCAGGACAGAAAUUGUUGGGCGAGUUUCUGAUCACCUAAUGCUCUAUUCAUCUAAAAGUAAACAGGUACCCAGGAGUCAAUCAGCUUGUUGAAGGUUGCUUCCUGGGAAGGGUCAGUUGUUCAACCUUGGGAAUGAGCUUGCUACAAGCCUAAUAUGUAUAUAUACAGUCUGACUGCCCCACAAUACAAUGAAUUUUUUAACUAGAAAAUUAGCUAUAGUCGUUUUAAUAAAUGUUGAUCCUUCUGUCAUUUAUAUCUCUAAAAUGCUAAGUAGGCACAAAAAAAACAUAUUUCUGUCUCUAUACAUAGAAUAAUUUAUAUAUCCCGGCAUGUAGAGUCUUCAAAGAAAGAAUUCAUUGUCCAGAUAAACAAGGUAAUUACAAUAAACAUGAUAUAUUUAUUAGAAAAUCAUUGCAGCCAAUUUGGGCUUGCUACCAGCCCGGUGUCUCCAGACUCCUAGUAGAUUUAGGCGAGUGCUAGGUUGUACCCAGGAUGCUGGUUUGAUCCCCAUCCUGCUCUAAUGAUUUUCUCAGUCAAUUUUUUUUUUUCUUAUUUCCAAGUAAAUUAUUUUGUAUACCAUAUAAAAAUACUGUAUAAGAGGCCUCUUUUAUAUACACAGAAUUUAUUAUAAGCAACUACUAUAGUUUAGUAAUUAACAAAAAAUGAUCUCACAAAUAUACAAUAAUCUAUUUUUGUUGAUAAGACUAGUGUAUAAUUAUAAAGAGGACUGUACAGAACUCCUGUUACAAUACUUUUAAUGGAUGUAGACUGCAAUCACAAAACUCUGAUCAUAAACACGGUCUUGUGAAACAAAGUACAGAAACUCCCAAAAGCUAUUGCUCCGUACUGUACUGUCAAAUCUACUUCUCCAUACUAUUGAAUUCUAACAGAAGCAAGAGAAACUGUAAAAGGCUGGCAUGCAUCGAAAGUGAACCUCAAUAAGGACUAAACCUAUAAAAGCCAGAAUUGAUGCUGGAAUGAAGUGAAUCAACGACCCAAUAAGGCAAUAAACUAUUAGGGUGCAAUUCAAAUGAAGAUAGAGUGCAGAACUCCACAAAUUACAGAUAUGCCGAAACAAUUUGAGUCUGCGGCAUGAUGCCGCAGACUCAAAUUGUAGUGUGUCCGUGCCACAGGUGAAGAAUCUGGCCAAACCUAGCCAGAGUGAUGAGAGCUAGAGGCAGAUACCCAGCUAAGGUCAUGUGGCAAAAGAAGAUCUGACCUUUAUCUGGUCUAAUUAGAGGUUCCAUUUCCCCAGAGCUGUGACAGGCUCUUAAAGAGUGUGUGGAUGGAUGGAGGGGAUCUGAUUAGGACCCUGAGUGACCUGGGUUGCCAUCUGGUGGUGGUGAAGUGCAUAUUGUUUAGGAGGUUUACACCGCAGCAACAAUUGUUUGUUUGAUUACCAAAGAGUACCUACUAGUAAUUUUCUUCAGAAAAUGGCUUGUUUUGAUGCACUUAUGCUUUCUGUGGAUAUUCAUAAUAGAUUUUUGGCUAAUCCCUAAUCCCACAUUCCUUUUGCCUCAUACAGAGCCAGAUUCUGGUUCUGGUUUCUGGUAACCAAGGUUUGGUCUUACAGGCCUUGUGCACUUCCCCGAGGCUUGGCUGGACCAGUGUUUAUCUCAGAAUUACUGAGGAAGCCCUCCAAUAAAUGCACACAAACAAUAUGAAACAUCACAGAAGAGUAGUGACACACCCUGCCGCCAUUUACGAUAUUCUCAGAUGGUUACUGAUUAGCUCAGUUGUUGCUGAUAAGUGAGUGCACUAUGAAACCCUAAACUGUGUCAGUUUUAG
Molecule: messenger RNA, 3034 nt
Organism: Procambarus clarkii (red swamp crayfish)
Lineage: Eukaryota; Metazoa; Arthropoda; Malacostraca; Decapoda; Cambaridae
Source: RefSeq, a predicted model, not a curated record